Vigna radiata var. radiata (mung bean) is the source of this 1586-nucleotide messenger RNA. Its product is annotated as putative SOS response-associated peptidase YoqW. Bases 116 to 1282 code for a protein of 388 amino acids. NCBI's taxonomy places the organism in Eukaryota, Viridiplantae, Streptophyta, Magnoliopsida, Fabales, Fabaceae. The transcript has 9 exons. The record is from RefSeq and is a predicted model, not a curated record. Gene Ontology annotation, biological process: DNA damage response. Gene Ontology annotation, molecular function: single-stranded DNA binding.
UGGGUUUUUUCCCGACUCAGGACAGACACCAUCUUUGUAGCAGUUUUUCAUGAGCCAAUAAGUGUUUCCAUCUAUUCCCGCCUUGAAGAACUGAAACCCCAACUGUGUGAGAGAGAUGUGUGGAAGAACACGUUGUACUCUUAGGUCUGAUGAUGUUCCAAGGGCUUGUCACCGCAGUGAUGCUCCUACUCGUGCUCUCCAUAUGGACAGGUAUAGGCCGGCCUAUAAUGUGUCACCGGGCUCCAACAUGCCAGUAGUUCGGAGAGAAGAUGCAUCUGACAAUGGUGGCUAUGUUCUCCAUUGCAUGAAAUGGGGUUUAAUCCCCAGUUUUACAAAGAAAACAGAGAAACCUGAUCACUACAAGAUGUUUAAUGCUCGAUCUGAAUCUAUAGAUGAAAAGGCAUCAUUUCGGCGUUUGCUUCCUAAAAGCAGGUGCCUUGUAGCAGUUGAAGGAUUUUAUGAGUGGAAAAAGGAUGGUUCAAAGAAACAGCCUUACUAUAUUCACUUCAAAGAUGGACGUCCCCUUGUCUUUGCUGCUCUUUAUGACUCAUGGCAAAAUUCUGAAGGUGAAACACUAUGCACAUUCACUAUUGUUACGACCUCUUCAUCUUCAGCACUUCAGUGGCUUCACGGAAUCCGCUGCUACUACCUGCACUUGAAACACAACCCAAGAGAGCUUCCUCGGGUAGCAGGGGCAAUCUAUCCAGGGUGCCGAAUGAGCCAUUCACUUGGCCAUUGCAGGAUGCCUGUUAUUUUGGGCAGCAAGGAAUCAACUGAUACCUGGCUAAGCAGUUCUAGUUCCAGUUUUAAGAGUGUGAUGAAACCAUAUGAAGAAUCUGAUUUGGUAUGGUACCCAGUGACACCUGCUAUGGGGAAGUCAUCGUUUGAUGGACCUGAGUGCAUAAAGCAGAUUCAAGUAAAGGCAGAAGGGAACACGUCAAUCUCUAUGUUCUUUUCAAAAAAGGGAGCUGAAAGAAAAGACACAAAGCCGGAGCAGAAGUUAUCAUGUCAUGAAUCUGUCAAGACUGAACCUACAGAAGACUUGAUUGAAGGAGCAAAGACUGAUGAGGUAGACAAUGACUUGAAAUUCAGUGGUUCUUCCCAUUCUAAAAAUGCUUCUAUGCUCCCAAUUAAGCGUGAGUACGAGACUUUUUCAGCUGAUUCAAAGCCAGCAUUGGCAAGUCAUGAUCAGAUAAGCUCGACCCCUGCAAAGAAAAAGGAAAAAACAAAAAGUGCUGAUGACAAACAACCAACCUUGUUUUCAUUCUUCGGAAAGAAGUAACUACUAAACUAACGGGUUUUGGUUUGCAUGAACAUGAAGAUUGUUUUUGUUGUAUAAUAUAGUUCAUGUUCAAGGGGAGUUUUAUAUAGUAAUGCUUUUCUAUUACUAUAUUAUGAUUUUGAUGCUCACCAAAUGUGGUCUCAGCUUUUGCCUGUUAGAAUGGCAAAAUACUUCCAUUUUAGAUCAUUAUCUGUUUUAGUUGCAUGAUUGAGUAUUGUCAUGCCAAAUAUCUUUAAACAUUCUUGCAACGAAAUUCAAAAUUGGCAAUGAAUCUUGGGCCCUUGUUGACUUUUUAUUGCUAUUU